AUGGCGAUAGAGAGCGAUGGUGGAGGCGAUUUUAGGGUUUCUCAGAGUCAAGCGCAGGAUGCAACGAUGAUUGAUGUAGGUGAGAAGGGGCGUCCCCUAGGGGAUCCACCGGACGCGGGAGGCGUAUGGGUGAGAAAGGUGGUUGGGACUGGAGUAGGUGGGCGCCCGAGGCCGGAGAGUUUGGUGGAUGUGGAGUUUGUGAGAAAUAGGAUGCAGCUGGAGUUUCCGGAUGGGGAAGACGGAGAACCUGUCAUCACAAUCGGAGAAGAAGUCUUGAUAGCCAUGAAUGGCCUUUGGAAACAGUGUAUCAUUGUGAAGGUUUUGGGGAGAAACAUUGCCAUAACGUCUUUGAACAGAAAGCUACGGGAGUUGUGGAAACCUAAAGGAGGGAUGUCGGUAAUGGAUCUUCCAAAACAGUUCUUUAUGAUUCGUUUUGAACUAGAGGAAGAAUAUUUCACGGCCUUGACCGGGGGACCAUGGAGGGUGUUUGGGAGCUACUUAAUGGUGAAAGGAUGGUCGCCUGAGUUUGAUCCUUUACGGGACGAGAUAGUUACAACGCCGGUGUGGGUUAGGAUAUCAAAUCUACCUGUGAAUUUCUACCACCCAGAGAUUCUUAUGGGCAUCGCGAAGGGACUGGGAAACCCGGUGAGAGUCGACACCACGACACUACACUUUGAGAGAGCUCGGUUUGCUAGGGUUUACGUGGAGGUGAAUUUGUCAAAACCACUAAAAGGCACAGUGAAAAUCAACGGGGAAAGAUACUAUGUGGCCUAUGAAGGGAUGUCAAACAUAUGCUCGGGGUGUGGUGUAUAUGGACACUUAGUGCACAAUUGUCCCCGACGUGUUACAGAAAGGGCUGCAGAGAAAGCAAAUGGAACUAAUCAUGAGUCUUCAACGGCAACAGAAAGUGUUGAUGAUGGUUACACCACGGUGGUUCGGCGACAGGGACGAAAACAACAACCGUCGGCGUCCACGGUUGUGUUUUCAGCAGGAAAGACGGGAGGAAAUCCUGACCGAAAUUUGCGCGAUAUCUCGAAUUCAAAUGUGGAAACUAUUAUCACUCCCAACAGAUUUUGCAAUUUGGAGGAGGAUACGAUAUCUCUAGCUUUAAGGGAAGUUGGGGCUACAAAUCCGACGAAUAAGGAGAAUGAGAUCCCUUUGAAUCUGUCGGGAAAAGAAAGGAGUGCUACGCACGUUAGUGAAAAGAAUCUCAUAGGAGGCUUUGAGAUAGGCUCAAAGGGGAGAAGAGACGGGCCUAAGGACAGACGGACGGGAAGCAAUAAGGUAGUAGAGGUAAAUGUUUCAAGGCCCAAACAACAAAAAUCACAUGGGCCCACACGAGGGUUAGUGUUUGGCCCAAUUCGGAGUGAAGAAAAGUUAUCUGUUUCGGGUAAACGGAUGAGAGUUGAAGGAGAAACUGUUGGCCGAUCUGGAGGAGUGUUCGUUACUAACAGAAAUGGAGAAUUGGAAAGUGACAGUCAAAACCCGAGUGUGGAGGAAGAGAAUACCGGGCAGAUGGAACCGAGCUCACAGAACAGAAGCAUGGAGAGACAGUGUGAACCUCCGGUAUCGACGGGGGGUUCGAUGGAGAGUUAA
Molecule: messenger RNA, 1596 nt
Organism: Eutrema salsugineum
Lineage: Eukaryota; Viridiplantae; Streptophyta; Magnoliopsida; Brassicales; Brassicaceae
Exons: 1
Coding region: 1-1596 (531 amino acids)
Source: RefSeq, a predicted model, not a curated record